This is a messenger RNA of Onychostruthus taczanowskii (white-rumped snowfinch), 5998 nucleotides long. It is a transcript of the gene TTC34, whose product is annotated as tetratricopeptide repeat domain 34. The record is from RefSeq and is a predicted model, not a curated record. Lineage: Eukaryota; Metazoa; Chordata; Aves; Passeriformes; Passeridae. The coding region runs from base 1 to 3189 and encodes 1062 amino acids. Gene Ontology annotation, molecular function: protein binding. The transcript has 7 exons.
AUGUCCCCCGAGGAUCUUGCUGCCCUGCUCUGUGGGGAAGGGGACGAGCGCCUCUCCCAGCAGGAAUUUCCAGCAGCCACGGCUUUUUACCUGGCCGCCUUCAGCUGCUGUGCCCCCACAGCAGUGCAGAGAGUGAACUCCAUGGCCCACGGGCUCUGGGAGCAUGUGGUGGCCACCUUGGAGGCCUGGUGCCGAGGCAAGGCUCAGAUCCCCAAAAUCCAGAGCAGGAACCUGGCCGUGGUGUCCCUCAGCGUGGGAAUAGCUGCGAUUUUCCUCUCCACCCUGAUCCCCAACAACGUGGUGGCCUCCGUGUACGAGCUGGAGGCCCUGCUGCGGCGAGGGUGCUCGGAGGAGGUGGUGAGCAAAUGCAAUCUCCUGCUGGAGGAUAACCCGAGGGGUUCCAUGGAGCUGCUGCUGCUGAGGGCGCUGGCACGGGUGCUCUCAGGGACACAGGUUGGGAAGGGAAUCGUGGAUUACAUCCAAGCCUUUUUGCUGCACCAGACUGAGGCAGUGGCCUACGUGUGCAGCAGGCAAAGGGAGCACCUGCCCCAGGUCGUCCAGGCUUUCUCUGAUCAUCUCUCCACGUGCCAGGAGGGAAGCCCAAGCUGCAGGUCCUCGGAGCAGUGGCUGGGUGACUGUUACAGCUUCCUGGCUGCGGUGGCACCGGGGCACACCUGGGUGUGCAGGGCACGGGCAGCCCACCUCCGAAAAACAGGAGAGUUUCAGGAGAGUGUGGCUGUCUGCAGCAAGGCCCUUGAGGGAUUCUCAGCUGAGAAUCUCAGAGGUGAGGACGUUGUGGCUCUGCUCCUGGAACGUGCUGCUGGGUAUUUCUUCCUUGGAGGAUGCACGCAGGAAAUGAUGCAGGAUUUAGCAGCGGCCUUUGCAGCAGACCCUGCCCAGGCAAUGAAAUGCUUUGAAGAGCUUUUCUCACCCUGUGAUGCUGAGAAGGUCGAGGAGCAGGCCAGAGCUGCCCUGGAGGGGAGGUUUGCAGCAUACAGGGAGGCUGUGCGUGCUCGGGCUGAGCUCAGGGGCACCUGUGGCACUGAGCUGCUCCCUCCUGUCAUCCAGACAAUCCAGCUGCUCCUGCACAUCUGCCCAGGGUCCAGCCGGGAGCUCAGUGUCAGGCUGGCAGACUGUCACCUCCUGCAGGGACACUCCGGGGCCGCCCUGGACAUGUGUGAGCAGCUGCUGGCAGCAGAGCAGAGCACUUACCACAACACCCUGCUGGCACUGCGAGGCUUCUGCUCCCUCCAUGCCCAGGACCAGCAAGGAGCCCUGCAGGAUUUCCAGAGGGUCAUCGAGCACGAGUCCCCACAUCCCAACAGCUGCAUCAAAGCCCUGUGUGGGCGUGGGCUGAUCCGAAUUUCUGGUGGCAGCAAUUACUUGACAGCCCUGGAUUAUAUCACAGCUUGCCAGUUAAAGCUGGAUGAAACCAUCUUCACCAUCAAGUCCUAUGUGCCAUGGAACCAGAGGGGAUUGCUGCUGAAGGUCCUCCAGGAGGAAGGACAGAUGAUGCUCCAGAAAAAGAGGUACCCAGGAGGCAGCUCAGUUUCCUUUCAGAAAAAGCAAACAGGGCUGUGCACAUUCCUAACCUUGGAGGUAGAUGCCCCUGGGGUUUUCCAGCUGGCUUCUCUCUUGGUGGAGCUGGACAGCUCUGAUGAGGCAUCCCAGCUCCUGUGUGCUGAUGCCCUGUACCAGAUGGGCCGUGGGGAAGAAGCCCACAAGAUGCUGUCACUGGCCCUCUCCAGAAACCCCCAGAGGGCUCCUGUGCUGGCCAGGCUGGCCCUGCUGCAGCUCAAGAGAGGCUUUUUGUAUGAUGGCAACCAGCUGCUGAGGAGAUUGAUCAGAAUUGGAGACUCCUCCUGCCUCCUGCCAGUGCUGGACAUUUUCCAGGACGAGGACCGAAAGCUGCUGCAGAGCCACUGCCGCUGGCGAGCCCUGGCCAUCCUCAAGGGCAAACAGGAGGCUGCUGCCAUCAAAGAGGCCAUUGCCCACCUGUCCUUUGCCAUCCUUGCUGCAGGUGGUUAUGCUGAGGAUUGCCUCCUCACCAGGGCCCGAUGCUAUGGGCGCCUUGGGCAGAUGAAAACUGCAAUUUUUGAUUUUAAUGCUGUCCUGAAGGAGGAUCCCAGGAAUGUGCAAGCUCUGAGCGGCCGAGGCUUUGUUCACCUCGCUCUGAGGCAGCAGAAGGAGGCAGUGCAAGAUCUGAUCUCAGCACUGAAGGUGGAGGCAGGAGCAGUGAUCCCAGCAAUCCUGUCCUUGAAGCCUGAAGCCCAAAGGUUGGUCACUGGGUGGCUCCUCCAGCAUGGCAGGGCCACUCUCAGCGAGCUCGUGGCCACCAAAGAUGUCCCAGGAGAAGAAACCCUUGGGGACCUUCUCACGAUGGCAAAAGCACUGACCAAAAUCUGCAGGGCUGCGCAACAUCACAUCUUCUACACUGAUGUUUUGAUGGCAAAUGGAAGGCACCAGGAGGCCCUCAAGCACCUGCAGGAAGCCUUUGGCCACUGUCCUGCUGAGGACUUUGCCAGGGCUCGCUUGGCUGUGCUGCAGCUGCAGAGCAGGAACGUGGCAGGGGCAGCUGCCCCACUCAGCGUCCUGGCCAGGAGAGAUGAGAAGGACUUGGCCUUUCUCCUGAACUUUGUAGACAUCAAGCAACAGCAACAUCUUGCUCAGGCAGCAGCCCAGGAAGGGAAGGUGCUGAUGAAAAGCCAUGACCACCAGCAGGCUCUGGGCUACCACAGCCUGGCUGUGCUGGCCAGCAGGGCCAGCCCCAGGUACCUGAGGCGCAGAGCUGCCUGCCUGAUGCACCUGAAAAAAUACGAAAAAGCUCUGAAAGACAUGGAAAAAGUGAUCCAGGGGCAUGGGUGUAACAGCCCAAAAACACAGGCUGGGGACCACUGCUGCCAGGGCUUCCUGCUGCUGGCCCUGGCUCGGGAGGAGGCAGCAGUGCAGCACUACAUGCAAGCCCUGCAGCUGGAUGAGCCCCUGGCCCUGGGCACCAUCACUGAGUGCCCCGGCAGGGAAUGUUUAACCAAAAUAUUUCACAAAGUUGCGCAAUAUAACUUUGAAAAGCAGCGUUAUGAAGAGGCCUGGAAAAUCACAGACUAUGGGCUUAAAAUUGAUAAAAGUUCUGAGCUCCAGAAGCUGAAAGCAAGACUCAAAAGAGAGGCAUCGAGCUGUAGCAUACAUUGAUUUCUCUGUUUGGGGGUUUUCCAGUAUGAUUGCUUUCUGGGAGGCUGCAAGAAUGAAGGAAAGAUGAAAAAGAUAAGAAAGAUGAGAAGCUGAUGAUAAAUAUGCAGCAGACAUGACACUGAACAUGGAGUAGAAAGUUUAAGGCAGCAAAACAAAACUGACCAAGAGAGCAAUGAAGAAAAAAAGCAAAUUGCAACAUUCAGGAUUCCUUAAAAUUAUUGUGGACUAUGUAAACUCCCCAUUGUGAAAAAAAGCCCUUUUUUCUGGCUAAACAACAAAUUCUAACACAGGGGUUCCAGUCCUACUGAAGAAAAACAUUCAAAACACUUGCAGCUCAUGAAUAAUAAUCAUGUAUUUCCUAGCUAGCAUUUGAUGAGCUUUAACACAUACUGUUCAAUCAAUUCACCUUAUUUUUAAGGGCCAGUUAAAAGGAUCAGUCAAAAGCAACUCCUGUAAGGUGUUUGUGAAGGCUCUGUCUGUUGGUUACUACUGGAAGGAAAACAUGAUCCAAUUUUUUUUUUCCAGCUUGCAAAUGGAGCCAACAGUUGUUUAAGGAUAUAAUUUCAUGCUUGGAAAGAAGCUCUCCCACAGCAUCUUGAUGCCCAUUAUGGGGAAAAACCUCAUCAGUGUCACUAGGAUUAAAAUUUAAUUUGAAGGGGUGUGUUACACCCCUCUCCUGCCCCACUCCUGGAUGAAGGAUCUGCCCUGGUGGGAAUGCAGUGGAUUUGCCAGGAUCAGCACCAAUAUCAGGGAUGGGGCAGCACAAACCCCAGAUAAACUGUUCUACUGCCCCAAGGAAUAGUGAAAUAACAGAUAAAACUGUUCUACUGCCCCAAGGGAGCAGUGAAAUAACAGAUAAAACUGCUCUACUGCCCCAAGGAAUAGUGAAAUAACAGAUAAAACUGUUCUACUGCCCCAAGGAAUAGUGAAAUAACAGAUAAAACUGUUCUACUGUCCCAGGGGACAGUGAAAUAACAGAUAAAACUGCUCUACUGCCCCAAGGAAUAGUGAAAUAACAGAUAAAACUGUUCUACUGCCCCAGGGGGCAGUGAAAUAACAGAUAAAACUGUUCUACUGCCCCAGGGGACAGUGAAAUAACAGAUAAGGAGAAAGGUGAGACUCAACAGAGAUCAAACAUCCACUCAGGAACUCCUGCCCUGAUAUCCACUCCAGGCUUCACCUCGGUGUCUCCCUUGGCCAGCAGAUAACAGGGAUCAUCUCUCCACGGACUGAUCAUCUCUGGUGUCUGCCAGAGCUGCUGAAUCCCAUCCCUCACACUCCUGGGUGUUCAAACCCCAGAGGCAGCCCUGCAGCUCAUCCUUGCACAAGAGGAGGCAGCAUCCAGAGUGGGAUUACUCCCAGAGCUGCAGCAUUCCUUCCUUCCUCCUCCUCCCUGCUGAAAAAGGUGGAAUCAGCCCCUGGCAGGCCCAGGAGGGCUUGUCCUGCUGUUCUUUUCCUUUUUCCAGCUUUCAGGUGGACUUGGGGCAGUGCUGGGACAUCCCUGGGUGUUCACCUGUGUGAUGGGAGCCCUCAGCUCAGCCCAGAAGCAGAAAGGACCUGAGGUGGGGCCCAGAGCAGCAGCUCCUUCCUUUGUUUUGGCUGCUCCAAAAGAGUUGUCCCAGUGUUUUUGGAGUGUGGUAAUAGAACCAUGGAGAAAAACAGAAGCUACUGCUGAAAACAAAGAUUAAAGCAAUGCUGAGGAGUGCUCUGCUGCUUUGAUUAGGAUGAAAGAGAAGAGGGAGCAUUCUCUUUUUUUGUUGAGCUGUUAUCUCAAAGGCAACAUUCCAGGGUGGGACUUCAUUCAGCAGCCAUGGGAUCAGCCCACAGCAAUGACACCACCUUGAACCUUCCACCUUCUCCUCUUCCCUGCAUGCUCCUUUUUUCUGCCCUAAGAGCACAGGUAAGACUGGGCUUCUUGCCCUUCAAACUCCAUUUUAAUCCUAGUGACACUGAUGAGGCUUUUUCCCCAUAAUUGGCAUCAAGAUGCUGUGGGUGAGCUUCUUUCCAAGCAUGAAAUUAUAUCCUUAAACAACUGUUGGCUCCAUUUGCAAGCUGGAAAAAAAAAAUUGAUCGUGUUUUCCUUCAAGUAGUAACCAACAGACAGGAAAUUCUGUCUCAAGAAAAUUUUUGAGAAGUGGUUGUUUAAGGCUUUGUAAUUUUUUCUGGAAGUCUUUCCAUUAUGUAAAAACAAGAUAUCCCACUUUUUUCACACCAUGGAAAGCACUGGGAAGACAACCCAUUUGUUCUGUCCCCCAGAGUAAUAUUCCCUCCUGUAGUCUGUAAGAUUGGGGCAUUUUGGCCUUGGUUUUUUUGUCAAGCAAUGUAUUCUCCUGGACAGAAUGCAUUUAUUGCCCCAAAAGAAUUUUUUUUUCUUUAAAAAUAAGGACCACAGGCAUUCCUGCAAGACUGCUAGAGAGUUGUCCUGAGGAAAAAUUCCUUUUCGGGUGACUGCCUAUUCCUCAUGGCCUUGAGGAAUGGCUGCUUCUCCCAGCACCUUCUGACUCUUCUCAUCAGCAUUUUCAUUGGUUUCUUUUAUUUUCCUAGUCCUCUGUCUGUGCCCACUAAAGUCCUUUGCCUGUACCCAAGCUGCUGAUUUAUUCUUUAAUUCUCUGCUGUGUUCUUACUCUUCCAACCCAUUUCUAGGAGAGGGCUUGGAGCAACCUGGACAGUGGGAGGAAAAAGCCAUUUUCUAAACAAAAAAAAAAAAAAACACAAACAAACAAAACCACAAAAAAACCCUCAAAACCAAAACAAAACACCACAACAACAACAACAACUGGUUCUACUUCUUCCAGAUCGAAGAAUCUAG